Messenger RNA from Drosophila busckii, 2414 nucleotides. RefSeq lists its product as uncharacterized. The coding region runs from base 105 to 2414 and encodes 769 amino acids. The record is from RefSeq and is a predicted model, not a curated record. Lineage: Eukaryota; Metazoa; Arthropoda; Insecta; Diptera; Drosophilidae. The transcript is spliced from 7 exons.
GAAAACACCAUAAAAAAAUUUUAAAACAUUUUUGCAAGUCUUAUUGGUUGGUAUUUAAACUUUUGGCAUAUAUGUAUGAUUGCACAUAGGGAAACUUUGAAGCUAUGGCAAGGAGAGGAGCAGCACAACAGCUACAGGCUGAUAUCAACACAGAUGAGGAGCUGGAAAAGUUUAUAACCAAACCGGGUUUAAUUGUGCUUGAGGUCUUCUCGGCAUGGUGUGGACCCUGUCUGGGUCUGAUGGGCACUUUGCGUAAGGCCAAGCUUGACAUUGGCGAAAAUCUGAGCUUAGCUGUUUGCCGCGCAGACACUGUAGCAUCCCUGAAUCGUUUCUAUAAGCGAAGUGAGCCAGUUUUUCUAUUCGUUAGCAAUGGCAGGGCUACGAAUAUAUUUUAUGGCUCGGAUGCGCCCAAGUUGAUGACUACUAUAAACAAGGAGCUGGAAAAGGCACUGCAACCGUUCAAGGGUCCAACUUAUGAUAUUUGGGAGUUACAGCCUGUGGAGGCAGAAGCUCGUCGCGUCAAGCUAGAGGCACUUGACAAAGCUGAACGGAUUGAGUUUGAAAAGAAGCACAAGAAGCGUGUGGAUUACCUUAAUCGUUGCACAGACAUCAUUAUGGAGAACUUACCCGAUGUAGGUGUUACGAUCUUUGGUCCACAGGUCUCUCGUGAUAUGUUCAAAAAACUCCAAGAGCCAGCUGAUCAGCUGAAAAUGCAAUGCAAAGAUCGUAAAUAUAUGGAGGUCAGCGAAGCUGACUUUGAAUUGAUCAAUUAUGCCUGCAAGAAUCCAUUGUCCGAGGAUAUUAUUGAACAACUGAGUGGCAGGGAAUUGCUCAUUUGUUACUGGAAAAUUGACGAGUCCUCUGGGCCAGUGCCGACUGUACUCGCAACCUAUGCGCAUGAGGUAACCAAAGAGCGUGUGGCGCCACCAGAUGAUGAGAUAAAUGUGCCGCAUCCAAUUCCACCACUAUUAACCACGCUCAAGCUCAAGGUUGAGGUGGAAGUGCCAGAGGGCGAAUCAUGGGAGGAUGAAAUAAGUUCGGAGGAGGAAGCUAGGAGAAAGGCAGCAGCUCGCAAAUCCAAGUCUAUUACGCGCAUACAGGAAGGCCAGGAGGGACGCGGUAAGGAGCCCGAUGGCGCUGAGGAAGAUAUUGAGGAGGAGGGCAUGGAAGAGGAAGAGGUUGGCCAAGGUCAAGGCCCUGCGACUCCUGCGUUCCCCGGCGUUGGCUUUGAGCUGGACUUGGGUCUGGACGACGAUGUAGUCAGCGAGGAAGAAGUUGAGGAAGAAGAGGAAGUGGUAGUCAAGGUGCAGACACGCAUCAAGAUUGUUAAAAUUCCACCCAUUUGGGUGGCCAACAGCCGGCGCACCCAUGCCUCACUUAUCUAUACCUUCUUCCGUAAUCAAACCACUGGCUUCUUGCCGCAAGAUCCACCUCCAGAGCCGCCGCAUGUGAUAAUGGCUUUUGAGGCACACAAACAUGAUGAGAUUAUGGAAUUUGUUGAAGGUAUAAAAGAUGAAGUGCCCCUCUACGGUUUCUUCACCGAUGACAAUCCGGCUGAUGCCAAGCUCAUAAGCAACUCUGUAUUCCGAUACGAUCAACAAGAUCAUAAUAUGAAUGAUCGUUUUGUGCUUAAGGUCAACAAAGUUCAAUCUAAUACAAUGCUAUCCCUGGUACAGUUUGAGCCCACUUAUGUUAGCAGCAAUGUCACUUCUGGAAAGGUGGAUGCUCUCAAGUUCUUCCCAGAGGAUUACAAAACGGAUGAAGAGUUGCCUCCGGAUAUGGUGGAGAAGCCCAAGAAGCAAAAGAAAAAGGCUGAAGCGGCCGCUGAAAAGAAACAUUCCAAAGCUGUAUCACGUCCACAGUCCGUUGCCGAUAAACCUCCAGAGCCUACGGGUGCCCCUGCGCCAACGCCAGCACCGGCUGAAGGAGAAGCCGCCCAGGCACCAGCAGCUGAAGAGGCAGCCGGCGCAGCAGAUACACCACCAUCACCACCCGAAGGUGGUGAGGCGGCUCCUGCCGAAGCGCCAGCUACGAAGAGGCAGCACCUGCUGCGGAAGCUACUCCAGCCACUGAAGCAGCCGCUGAGGCAGCUCCAGCAGCCGAUGCAGCGCCAGCGCCUGAGAGUGCUCCCGCACCAGAGACAACGAAAGAGGAGGCACCAGCCGAAGCGCCACCACCAGCACCAGAAGCACCUGAACCAGCCGCUGAGGAAGCAGCAGCACCACCACCACCAACUGAAGCUCCAGCUGAAGCAGCUGCUGCCGAAUAGUCUUUCCCAAACAUGUGUAUAUAUUUUUAGAUUACUUUGUGCAAUUCGUUUUUGGCUCUACAAAUUAAACAAGUCUAGACCGAAAUUCAAAUGCAAAAAGAUCAAAUGCUGUUUUAUUUAUUACUGGAAUAACUUUAAGGCAUAA